Geodia barretti is the source of this 3759-nucleotide messenger RNA. The record is from the annotation of a GenBank genome assembly. NCBI's taxonomy places the organism in Eukaryota, Metazoa, Porifera, Demospongiae, Tetractinellida, Geodiidae.
CACUCUGGUCUGUGGUACGGUCUCUCUGGAAACCCUCUCCCCACCCUCACUGGACUGACAACACUGGAAGAGUGCUGCUGUCAGGGUGGUAGGAAAUCUCUUAGCACUGGUAGAGAGAGUCAGUCUAACAUUGGCAGUACUAGACGUAUGACACUGGCUACUGGAACUGCUCACUCAGGUCUACGAUGGUGCUAAUGUUGUUGGCCAGCCUGUGGGGGAGACAUACGACUGGUGGUAGUUGCCCCACCAGUAGCACCAGUAGAUCUAUCAAUCAAAGAGAUUGGAGCCACAUGGAUGUAUCUGCAGUGGUUCAACCCCAGUGCUGGUUUGGGCAACCCUCCUCUCUCUAGUCAUGUUGUCAGGGUACAAGAGGUGGGAGGAGAGGUGGAGGAAAGAACAUUUGACAGCAGUGAAGGAGAGGCCAAUGUGACUGACCUACUGCCAGGGACUCAGUACAUAUUCUCAGCAGUGGCUGUGUCUCAGUUUGAAGACCUGCGAGCUACCAGUCCACCCAGCAACUCUGACAGUGGAACAACUACUCUCACUGUCCCAGCUCCAGUGUGCAGUGAUGUUCCUGAGGUGGAGGACACACGACUGGCAGUGAGAUGGACCUACAGACACAUGGGAGGAGCUCCCAUCACCUCAGUCGAUGUCUACUUCACCACCACAACUGACUCCACCAGAGUCUCAUUCUCAGAUGACCCCCAGGCAGUGCUAGGGGAGGUGGGGGCCAGAGAAAGAGAGGACACCAUUCCUCUUCCUGAGGCUGGCUUCACCUACCUGUUCUCAGUGACAGCUACCAACAGCCAGGGAACCAGUGCUGUGGACUGCCCCCCUCUUACUCUUGACAUUGGUAUCCCAGCCAGACCAGAUCCUCCAGUGGUGGAGUCAGUAGCUGGAGGUUCCGUGGACGUGAGACUCAGCACACUUCACUCUGGUGUCAGAGACAGCUCCACUGACCAGUUCCAGUUUAUCCUCCUGAUCAGGGACGUGAGUGACAUGGGAGGGACUCCCAUUGAGGUGGUGGUGAGUCAAGGAUCAUGUGGAGGAGUGUGCAGAGGGUCUCCUCCAACAGAUACGGACAGUCCUCUGAGUCUGGAAACUCUGAUCCCCUUCACUUUGGUCUUUACUAAUUCAGAUUGCUCUUCAAACUCCCUAUUCACGGAAGGAAUAGGAGUUGGAUUUGCUGUGGGUGCCAUGACUACAGCUAUAGUGUUUGCAAUAGUCUUCAUUGCCAUUUGUUUCGUUUUCAAGUUAAGGAAAUCUACUGGAGACAGGGAAGUACCAAUGGAAGCAAACCUGGCAUAUGGGCUAUACACCAGACCUCACAAUACCUCUUCCAGAGAGUGUCAGUUCUCCGUCACCACGGAUCCAGUGCCUGGUGUCAAUGGGUACUUCCCUGGGACACAGAAUAUCACCUUUAGUUGUCAAGUCAAUGAAGGUGGUAGUCGAAGAGCCACUGUCUGGUCAAUACAAACAUCUUUAGACAGAGAAGAGGGUCGACCACCUCGGAGAAUUACAAGUGGUAGUGACAGCAAUCUCCUAUUGUCAUCUCAGGGGACUCUAGGAAUAUCUGGGAUACCAGACACCAGUAUCCUCACUAUUGUAUCACUGACUGAGGAUUUGGAUACUACCAUCAUAUUCUGUGCAUUUGAGGAGCCACUGGCUAACUUUACCGUCAGAAUAUACUACCCCCCAGUCCUGACUGACAGAGGAGAAGUGAGGAAGAGAGAGAAUGAGGAGCUGAGUAUGGACAUGGCAGAGCCAGGCAAUCCCCUGGCCUUCCCCUUCCCCUCUCAAGUCUCGUGGACAAAAGAUGGGGAGGAUGUGGCGGGUGGCUCGUCCACCAGAGUCUUCAACUACUCCUCCAUCUUCAUUGGCUCAGUCCAGCCCUCUGACUCGGGGCUCUACGUCCUCUCAGCCACCAACUACCAGCUGAACGGUGGCCCUCUUCUUGGCAGUGCCACUGCCUCUCUCACUCUCAAUGUCCUCUUUGGGGCAGGAAUUUCAGGUCCAGGGUCAGAGAUAGUGGCAGUAGUGGAGGGAGAGUCAGCCACUCUGGUCUGUGGUACUGGUCUCUCUGGAAACCCUCUCCCCACCCUCACCUGGACUGACAACACUGGAAGAGAGGUGGUAGAGGAAGGGAGGAUCGCUCUUAACACUGUUAGAGAGGUAGUCAGUCUAACAUUGAGCAGUACUGCACAGAUUGACACUGGCUACUGGAACUGCUCAGCUCAGGUCUAUGAUGGUGCUAAUGUUGUUGGCCAGCCUGUGGGGAGAGACAUACGACUGGUGGUAGUUGUCCCCCCAGUAGCACCAGUAGAUCUAUCAAUCAAAGAGAUUGGAGCCACAUGGAUAUAUCUGCAGUGGUUCAACCCCAGUGCUGGUUUGAGCAACCCUCCUCUCUCUAGUCAUGUUGUCAGGGUACAAGAGGUGGGAGGAGAGGUGGAGGAAAGAACAUUUGACAGCAGUGAAGGAGAGGCCAAUGUGACUGACCUACUGCCAGGGACUCAGUACACAUUCUCAGCAGUGGCUGUGUCUCAGUUUGAAGACCUGCGAGCUACCAGUCCACCCAGCAACUCUGACAGUGGAACAACCAAUGUCACUGUCCCAGCUCCAGUGUGCAGUGGUGUUCCUGAGGUGGAGGACACACGACUGGUAGUGAGAUGGACCUACAGACACAUGGGAGGAGCUCCCAUCACCUCAGUCGAUGUCUACUUCACCACCACAACUGACUCCACCAGAGUCUCAUUCUCAGAUGACUCUCAGGCAGUGCUAGGGGAGGUGGGAGCCAGAGAAAGAGAGGACUCCAUUCCUCUGCCUGAAGCUGGCUUUACCUACCUGUUCUCAGUGACAGCUACCAACAGCCAGGGAACCAGUGCUGUGGACUGCCCUCCUCUUACUCCUGACAUUGGCGUACCAGGUAGACCCGACCCUCCAAAGGUUUACACAACUACUCGAGGUGUUGCCUUUGUAACUGUUCAUACACCUCACUCUGGACUUAGGGGCAACUCCACUGACAAGCUCCAGUUUAUCCUACUGAUCAGGGACGUGAGUGACAUGGGAGGGACUCCCAUUGAGGUGGUGGUGAGUCAAGGAUCGUGUGGAGGAGGAGUGUGCAGAGGGUCUGUGAGUCUGGCCAGUGGAGAGAGAGGACUGGAGGAGGGAGCCACAUACAUUGUCAGUGUCUCAGCCUCCAACAGAUACGGACAGUCCUCUGAGUCUGGAAACUCUGAUCCCUUCACUUUGGUCUUUACUAAUUCAGAUUGCUCUUCAAACUCCCUAUUCACGGAAGGAAUAGGAGUUGGAUUUGCUGUGGGUGCCAUGACUACAGCUAUAGUGUUUGCAAUAGUCUUCAUUGCCAUUUGUUUCGUUUUCAAGUUAAGGAAAUCUACUGGAGACAGGGAAAUGCCAAUGGAAGCAAACCUGGCAUAUGAGCUACACACCACACCUCAUACUAUCUCUUCCAGUGAGGGACAAACAGUUGUCUACGAGGAAGUUGGAAAAAUUUGAACACUAUUAUAUCCUGAGUUUCUGUUUUUAAGCUUAUGUAUUGUACACUGACCCUCAUAUGUCGGAUACCUUGUCAUGUAUAUUAAAAGUGUUAUAUUAGUAGUGCCAGUGGCAGAACUUUGGUGUGCGUGACCUGCCUAUGCACAAGUAUUGUAUAUACAGUACACCUUGUGUGUAAGUGCAACUCUUUAUUUCUCAUCUGUGUAACCUUGGUCAAUGCGAAAGGUUACCAGGUCAGGAAAAUGG